Ostertagia ostertagi is the source of this 1068-nucleotide messenger RNA. The record is from the annotation of a GenBank genome assembly. NCBI's taxonomy places the organism in Eukaryota, Metazoa, Nematoda, Chromadorea, Rhabditida, Trichostrongylidae.
AUGUUCUGUCGGUGUGAUGUCGUCGCACAGCACAUUGUUAUGCGACGGUAUUAUUGGGCGAAAUUCGAUGGAAGCCCGUCGGCGAUUAUGGACGUGAAAUCAAUAGCGGAACGGGGACCGACCGAUUCUGAACAGACUCUCGAUCUGCUCUUAUCUGCGAUACAUGAGGAACUGUCGUCGUGCUUUGAUGCAUAUUUCGCCGUUGAAGAUGAAUCGUUCUGGACACAAGUGGCUCCACUGAUUCGACUUGAACAUGACUAUGACGCAGAAUUGCCCGGUAUGGUGUGUAGAGUAUACAUGCGAGAGGAAUCGCCAUGGGUUUUGAGCGUCGUUGUUGUGCCGGCGACCUCAGAAAGCAUAGAAGUGCUAGAAGCGAUACCAUUGUUGUUCUGCCUGUGUGACGAGCCUCUGCUAGCAGUGGAUCUUGGCAAACGUAACUCACCACCUCCUGAACGGAUUCUCGAUCGACGAUAUUCACGCUCACCGUCGGCGAAAUUGCAGGAGGAGGAGAAAGAGAUCGGCGAUGCCCGUAUGCCAGAUGAUACGAUCUCUUCGACUGGAUCGCUCCGAAGAGCUGACAGACCGGUCGAUCAGUUUAGGUUGCGGCAUGCAUUGGCGGAAAAGGAGAAUGGAAAACAUAGAAACGGCGAUGAGAAGCAGUCAAGAACGCUUGCUUUCGGCCGUGAUUAUCCGCUGUUCAUCUACUUUAUGUGUUCGGUUGAGUAUCCAGAUCACUCAAUGGAUACAUUUCCUGUGACGUUUCUGCCGACAUGCAUCAAGGAAGUGCUUCGUGGAGGUGUGGAGCGAUCGGAAAGUGAUCUUGAUGUGAAAAGCGUAGUGGUCCGUCUGGAUUUGUACGUGAUGACGUGGCCAAGCGAAAAGAUGACGAAAAAUCGGCUCCAGGACGAAAGCGAUACAGAUACCGACGAAGAUACCCACAGCCAGCGACAGAUACGAUUUCUCGAGAAAAUGCCCAAGAAGGUAGGAAUGCUCGAAUUCCAACAAAACAACCAGAAAACCCUUCUGAUCUUUUUAAGCUCAAAUGGCGUUUGUGGAGUAGUCAUAUGA